Molecule: messenger RNA, 2748 nt
Organism: Bufo bufo (common toad)
Lineage: Eukaryota; Metazoa; Chordata; Amphibia; Anura; Bufonidae
Gene: PJA2
Product: praja ring finger ubiquitin ligase 2
Exons: 9
Coding region: 139-2208 (689 amino acids)
Source: RefSeq, a predicted model, not a curated record
CUGUAGGAAGGCUUUGGAAGACGAUUGGUUGCCAUUUUGACGCUGGCUGUCCGGUGACGCCGCGCUGUGUGAGGGACGGAGCCGUGUAGGCAGCGGUGUUGGAGGCUCCGGGCUGUGCCGGGAUAUCGAGCGGCAGGAAUGGGUCAGGAAUCCUGUAAAUCUACCUGGCCUAAACCAUCAGGUGGCUACCAGACAAUCACAGGGAGGAGAUAUGGGAGAAGACAUGCAUAUAUCAGCUUUCGACCAGCUCUGGAAAGUCCACAUCGAACCUCAGCUUCUCAAGGAAUAGAAAGCGAAGGGCUGGAGUUGGACAGUGUGCAAAUGGAGAAUGAUUUAAUUUCCAAGGGAAGCCUUGACUCGUCACUUAUUAGCCUUGGUAGUGUUUUAAGCGCUGAUUUGAAGGAAGAUGGUAGAACAUUGGAUGCUAAUGGUAGUUUGCCUGUGUUUACUGAAGCUGAGCAAAAUGCUAUUUCCCCUUUUCCAUUGUCAGAGCAUAUACCAAGAUGUCGGACUCAAAGUAAUAUCACUGACUGUGUGGAAAGCCGAAGAAGCUUCAUCAAGCAUGCUUCAGUGGAUCAUCACCACCACUCCCCUCAAAAUGCUAUUUCAUUUGUGAAUAUUGACUCUUUCGAGCCAGACAGCAGUGAAGGGGAGGAUGGUGCUGGCUUAUAUAAUGAUGAUGAUGGAAAUCAGGUCACUGGAAAACACAGAAAAACUGUAAAUUGCAUGCUUCCAGGUUUCCAUAAUGACCCUCAUAGUGUAGUGUCAGACUUUUCUGGCCGAAAUCCUAAAUGCCUAAAAGACAGUUUAUCUCAGGGAAAAUCUGCUUCCUUAGCCGAAUACUCCAAUAUAGACAUGUUCACAACCCCAUGGAGCUUGUCAGCAAGCUCUGUGUCAGAGGAUGAAGCCACCCGAGUUAAUGGCUCGAUUCUGUGCGAUACGCAGCAAAAGCAAGAAGGUCCUGAGCUGGCCAUUAGGAGCAGUGUGUCUGAGUGCAAUGAAAUGAAUACAGGCGGCAAUAAAACUGACCUCACAAAUGAACCCGUUGUUAGACCUAAAAUUCGAAUACAGGUUCCCGCAAGUUCUUCAAAGAAAGACCAGUUGAUGUCAGAAGAAACUAGAAAGGAGGCCAAAAGCUCUAGAAGGGGAAUCCGCGAAACACAAGCUAAGGUAGAAAAGAACAGCAAGGAUGGAAAGACUGUCAGCAUUAAAGAAUCGAACACCGCAAGCUUGGAAGGUGCCCCGGAGAAAGGUGGUAAUAAAGAUUGUAUAACGCCGCAAGACGAGAAGCUGGUGCUGGACGAUACAUUCUGGGAUGACUUUGAAGUCUAUGGGAUGAAGCUUUCUGAUUGCCCAAAGGAUGAUGACAGCUCAUACUGCAGUGAUGGGGAAUGGUCUACGUGUUUACCUUCCUAUUUCUCUCGUGAUAAAGACCAUUCCUCUAGUGAUGAGAGCUGGGAGACUUUGCCUGGAAAAGAAGAGCACGAGGUUCAGAGCAAUAGCAGCAGUAUAGAAGAUGAAAACUCUGAGUUUUGCUUCCAAGUUGAGGAGCAAAAUUCUUUGGAAGAUGGUGAAAUCCCUUGGUUACAGUAUCGUGAGGACAUUGAAAGCAGCACAGAUGAGGAAAAUGAGCUUGGACCCCAUUAUUUGCCUCCUGGAUUUUUUAUUUUGGAUGGGAACAAUAAUUUAGAAGAUGAUUCAAGUAUGAGUGAAGAUUUGGACGUUGAAUGGAGGUUGCUGGAUGACUUUGGAGAUGGUAUUGGUGUAGCUCAAGCGAUGUCUUACAUGGAUUCUCAAUUUCUUACUUAUAUGGCUCUUGAAGAACGACUUGCACAGGCUAUGGAGACUGCUUUGGCACAUUUGGAGUCUCUUACAGUAGAUGUUGAACAAGCCCAUCCGCCAGCUACUAAGGAAAGCAUUGAAUGUCUCCCACAGAUCAUUGUCACGGAUGACCACAACAUGGUAGGUCAAGAGCAGUGCUGUGCUAUAUGCUGUAGCGAGUAUAUCAAAGAUGAGAUAUUAACAGAGCUCCCUUGUCACCACCUCUUCCAUAAACCUUGUGUGACAUUGUGGUUACAAAAAUCUGGAACGUGCCCCGUGUGCCGCCAUGUCCUGGCAUCUCUGCUUCCUGAAGCUGCUGCCACCACUUCCUUCCUAUCGGACCAUGAUAGUCCCCCAUCAAUUCAUAAUGCAGCCGGAACCCGAUAAAAGUCAUACUACCUAAAUGUUCUAGUUGGUCCUUCCUGUAAAUGAGAUUGUAAGAACAUGACACACACUGACCCGCUGAAAGUUGCAAAAUAAAGCCUAAUAUUUAUUAGUUUAGAGCUACUAGAAAACUUUGUAAGCAGCAUUUAUGUAUAUAGCUUUAGUUAUGCAAGGUUGUUGAGUUGUAUUGGGAAGACUGCAAGUAAAGAUAUUAAUUGCUAUUUCUGUUUGUGUUCAGGGCGUUUAGUUUUUGUGGCACGACACAUUUUUGUGUUUUCACAACUGCAGUGCAGUUAGAGCUGAAUGAAGCUACUAAAUCUUAACUUUUAUGUUUACAUCCUUUACACAAGGGGCCACAGACGCUUUGCAAAGCAUUUUGUCCACUGGACCCUCCAAUAGUGAAAAGGUUGCAACUGUGCCACUUUUGUAACUGAUCUCUCAUGUUUGCAUCAAAUGUGAAGAUGUUCUGUCACAAUAACUAUAGUUUAAACAAUUGGUUUCACUGAAAUUAAAGGCAUAUUGAAACAUUUUGGAAUUGUCACU